AUGGAAGAUGUGCAGCAGGCACGAGGGCGUGAUACUGGAGGUGACAGAGACAGUAGCCUUUUAAACAUGUUUUGCUUUUCAGUUGACGCUUUUGGAGAUGACUCAAUGUGGAUCUCACUCAUUGGAUUGCUCAAGCAACUGGUUGGACACAUAGGCUGUUCUGGACACACUGUUCUGUGUAUUAAAGGUCAGGACCUGCGCGAACACCUGGGCCGCCCUGCCUUUCCAGCCUCCCGUUUCUCCGCCCCUACGUUACGGAAGAAGGCGUGCCUGGGCCACGGCCCGCCCCACCUGCAUAUUCGUUGGUCGGGAUCCACGUCCGUCACGCCCGGGUCCCGCCCAGACAGCGCUGCCCGCCGCCUCCGGCCGGGGGCAGGGGACAAGGCCGUUGCCAGGCCGCUGAAGGCCCGCUCCUCACGUGAGGCGCGGGCGCGCUCCCAGCCGCGGUUUGAGGACUGUCCCUCGCCGCCCCGCCCCCGGCACGCGUUCCCGUUGCAUGUAAAUCAUGUCCCUGUGGUUACAUAUUUAUUAGCAGAAAACUUUUAAAUGCAAAACACUCAGAGAAAUCACCAUCUUCUACAGAAAACAAGCAUGAGGCCAAGAGGAGGCGAACAGAGAGAGUUAGGAGAGAGAAGAUAAAUUCUACAGUAAAUAAAGAUUUAGAAAACAGAAAGAGGUCUCGAAGUAACAGCCAUUCAGAUCAUAUCAGACGAGGAAGAGGAAGACCUAAAAGUGCAUCUGCCAAAAAACAUGAGGAAGAAAGAGAGAAACAGGAAAAGGAAAUUGACAUCUAUGCUAACCUCUCUGAUGAAAAGGCUUUCGUGUUUUCAGUCGCCUUGGCAGAAAUAAAUAGAAAAAUUAUCAAUCAAAGACUUAUUCUCUGAUCCUUGUCUGAAGAAUCUGUUGAAACUUCCUUCAGGAUUACAUCAGCAAAUUCUCAAAGUGAUGGACUCUCAGGAGCAUUCUGACUGCAUCAAUAAGGGGCAUUGAUUUUUUUUUUAUUUAUCAUUUAGCCUGUGCCACACUUUUGGAGCAAAGCCGUAUGCUCGGACUGUUCUGGGAUUUUCUUGUUUACCAAGGAAUAUUGUCAGUGUUUUGUGUUGGGAUAUAAGUAGGGGUAUUUGCAAAACCAAACCAAAAUGUUGGAUGGCUGGCUGUUAAAGAUAAAAAGGGUCAGAGUAGGUGUGCAAGUAUGAAAACAAAGGAAAUGAAAUGCUCGAUAGUUUUCAUGUUUGGCACCAGAGAUGCAGUAUUUUAAAUACUAUCAGAAAGAGUGAUGUUUAAAUAUAUACGUAUACAGCAGAUUUUCAGUACUAGCAGGUUGCAUAUAUACAGUUCAUUUACCUUUAAUAAAUUGGCAACUGGUAUUUUAUUGAAUGGGGAAUUAAGAAUAUAAGCUGUAAAUUUGUCCUCAAUUGAUUUUUUUUUUCCCUAGGCAAUUUUUAUGACAGGUAUGAGUUAUAUUUUUAGAUAUACUUUCUAAACAGUUUGGAAGUUUGGGUGCUAUAUGAAGAAAACAUUUAAGGAUGUAUUGUACUUCAGAUGUAGACACCUUGUUUUAUUGAAUGUAAUUUAUUUAUUGCUUACAAAAAACUUUUCUCAGAAUGGUGCCUGUUAACCUAAACUUAGAAUAUAUUUAUUACAUGCAAAAUAUUUCUUAGAUAGCCACUUACAUAAGCAGUAAUGUUUCAUCUGAGUGGAUGUACAUUUAUACAUCCUGAUAAUUAUUUAAAUUGUUACUUAACCUCACUGAAAGAAAAAAAAUAAAUCUUAAUAUUAAAACUAAAUAGAUUAAAUAUUGUGGCAUAAGCAUUUUGUUCUAAUGAAGUUCCUAAAUAUAUUUCAGUUCUCAGUUUUUGUUUUUUCUUCUGGUACCAGGAAUCGAACUCAUGACCUUGAGUUUGGCAGGCAGGCGCUUUUGCCACUGAGCUAAGUCCCCAGCUCCAGUUCUCAGUUGUUCUAAUGCCAAAUCAUAACCAUUUGUGGUUGAUGUGUAGUAAGUGGUUUUGUAUUAUGGCAUCCCAUUUUUCCAUGUUCAGAGUUGGCAGAAAUUCCUCUUUUCAUUUCCUUCACUUCUAAUUUGAUGUCCCAAAAUCUUACUAGGAGUCAGCAGUUAGGCUUUACCCCUAUAGUUAAGAGAAUCUCCCUUUAAAAAAAAACAAACAUAUAUUUAUUUUUAAUUGACAAAUAAUAAUUGUACAUCAUGGAACAUAGGGUUAUUAGCAUAUCCAUCACCUCAAACAUUUAUUAUUUCUUUGUGUUGUAAACAGUUAAAAAUCUGUUAGCCAUUUUGAAGUAUACUGUUGAUUAAUUAUUGUCAACCAUAAUUGCCUUUCAAUUUCAACAGUAGCAUUGUCUACUUGGUCUUUUUAUCUAGUAUCUCCUAUCACCUUCCAAAAGAAAACAGGUCUACUUUUUUCCCCAUCCUUUCUUUAAAUUGGCAGAGGGAGUUUAAAAGGUACUCUACAUAGAAUGUAGAAUUUUCCUAAGGAGUCCUUUUCUCUUAAUCUUUGUGUUUACCUGCAAGCACUUGUAUUUAUUUCAAGCUCCUAGUAAUAAAGUUUUCCCAUGAUUGUAA
Molecule: messenger RNA, 2578 nt
Organism: Chinchilla lanigera (long-tailed chinchilla)
Lineage: Eukaryota; Metazoa; Chordata; Mammalia; Rodentia; Chinchillidae
Gene: Hdip1
Product: chromosome unknown open reading frame, human C16orf87
Source: RefSeq, a predicted model, not a curated record